AUGCCCCCAGCAGUUUGCAAGUUCUGGCAGCAAGGCACAUGCCGAAAUGGAGACAGGUGCAGGUUUCUACAUCAAUCAAACGGCGUGGCCACGGGCAAUCGUUUUGCAGCCCUCCAGACCCCAGAUACCUCGAACCCUCGGCGCAAUGUUGGAUAUCAUCAAAGUCAGGCCGCGAGCUCGUCGACAGGACAACUACCCUUCUCCCUCGACAAAGAUCACAUCGUGACGGAUUUGUCUUCAGAACGACCACAAUGGAUUCUGUCUGCCUACGGGCCUGGAAGGAAUGCCCCCGCACAAUUAUUUGGCGGGGAGCAACGAGAAAAGAGCUUCGAAGAAAUACGACUUGCGCAUUAUGCAGGGAUCGCGUCAGGUAACCCACAACAAGCUGUCCAAGAAGCCGAUGCGUUGUAUCAGGCGUCGGAGCAGCAGAUCCAGACUGCAUUGAAUGAUGUCGAUGGGGCCAUCAAUUUUAUAAUAAACGCCGAGAAAGAGCACCCCAAUAGAAUAGAUAUUUGCAAAGGCGCACAAGGAGCUGCAGCUGGUCCAUCAUCAAAUCCAUUUAGCACCAACGCCUCUCAACCUACCGUUGCGAAGAAUCCUUUUGGAGCCCCAAGUCAACCAGCCAGUAUAUCAGCAUUCGGAGCGCCUUCUGGAGCCGCCGGCGCAUUCGGUCAACCAUCAGCUCUUGGUGCAAAACCAAACCCAUUCGGAGCACCGACCCAGGCCUUCGGGGCUCCUUCACAACUUGGAGCGACAGGAGGGUUCGGGCAACCCUCCGCAUUAGGCCAAAAACCAAACCCGUUUGGGGCCCCAUCAGCUGGCCAAGCGCCAGGAACAUCUGGCCCUUCAGCAUCGGGCUUCGCAGCAUUUGCUGGCACGCCCGCUCCCUUUUCUCAGCAAAAUCAGCCACCCAGUACUAAUGCGUUUGGGGCGCCUUCUCAGCCUACAACUUCGAGCGCUUUUGGAGCCCCAUCACAGCCUGCUCCGGCUGGUGUAUUUGGUGCUCCAUCACAAACAGCACAGUCCAGUGCGUUUGGUGCCCCAUCACAACCAGCACAGUCCAGUGCGUUUGGUGCACCAUCACAACUUGGCCAAUCCCGUCCGUUUGGCACAUCAACCUCACAGACCCAGCCCAAUCCAUUCGCGUCAAACACGUCUCAGCCUUUCGGCGGACCGCCUCCUUCAAAACCUGACUUUGGUGCCCUAUCACAACCCGCAACUCAAACUCCGUUUGGAGGAGCAACAGGCCAACAGCAGAAUCCUUUUGGAGCACCUUCAUCUGCUAGUGCUGCUACUCCCAACCCCUUCGGUCCGCCUCAACCGACUCCUACAGCACCCCCAAAUCCAUUUGGAAAUGCAGGAGCCGGGCCAUCAGGCGCAACCCCCUUUGGUACCCCAGCUCAACCAGUUGUCAAUGGCCAUGCUGGGAAAGGCUCUCAACACCCGCCCCUGAGUAACUAUGCCUCCAAGGAUGGCAGUGGAAGAUUGACUAUGUUUAAAGGCAAACGGGUCAUAUAUCGCGACGGUGAACCAGGCGUACAGAAUAGGGAUGGAACUUGGGCGAAGAUCUGGUUUCCCGAUGGGCCACCACCCUACUAUAAGGACACAGAGCUGGAAGACGAGGCAUAUGAUGAAAACACAAAGGCGGCGUAUAUGCAUAUGAUGCAGACGGGCAUGUUUCAAAAUGGCGCCAUGCCGCUGGUGCCUCCUAAAAGGGAGUGGUGUUUGUGGGAUUUCUGA
Messenger RNA from Venustampulla echinocandica, 1740 nucleotides. RefSeq lists its product as uncharacterized. Gene Ontology annotation, molecular function: metal ion binding. The transcript has 4 exons. Bases 1 to 1740 code for a protein of 579 amino acids. NCBI's taxonomy places the organism in Eukaryota, Fungi, Ascomycota, Leotiomycetes, Helotiales, Pleuroascaceae. The record is from RefSeq and is a predicted model, not a curated record.